Messenger RNA from Neohortaea acidophila, 996 nucleotides. Its product is annotated as tRNA wybutosine-synthesizing protein. The coding region runs from base 1 to 996 and encodes 331 amino acids. The transcript has a single exon. NCBI's taxonomy places the organism in Eukaryota, Fungi, Ascomycota, Dothideomycetes, Mycosphaerellales, Teratosphaeriaceae. The record is from RefSeq and is a predicted model, not a curated record.
AUGUCCACGAACUUUCACUCUAAGAAGCACGACAUCAUCCAGCGAUUGUCCGUCUCAACCGAAAGCUACACCGAUGCGUCGCCCAAAGGAUCGGUCGACGAGGACAUCCGCGAGCUCGUGGAUGAGAUCAAUGGGACAGACGGGCUCGUAACAACAAGCAGCUGCUCCGGACGUGUUGCAGUCUACAUCGAGGGCCCAAAGAAUGCUACGCUACCAUCCCAAUCGCAAUCCCCCUCCGAAUCCGAAAAUGCAUCCCAACCCGUACGGACAGCCGGCGGCAAAGGCGGCGGCAAAUGGCUCUUCACCUCCCACUCCCCCAUCACCAUCCCACCUCUCAACGCACAACCCAACAGCAUCUUCAGCCUGCUCAAUCUUCUCGCUUCAGACUCCAACUCGCAUCCGGGCUCCACGUCCGCGCUUCCAGCCUCGCAAGCUCACCGACCACAAUACAUCCACAUCAAAUUCGAAUCCAUGAUCCUGCACAUCCUCACCUCCACCCCUCCCACCGCCCAAAAAGUCCUCAACGCAGCCCUCUCCGCCGGUUUCCGCGAAAGCGGCAUCAGCAGCUUACUAGACGGCAAAGGCGCGAGCGGGAAUCCAAUGGUAGCCGUGCGAACGGCUGGUCUCGGGCUAGAUUCGAUUAUCGGGUUCGUGAAGCCGUCCACUUCCUCGAAAGGAGAUGCAUCGGACGGUCCUGACAGCAUUCAAAUGAUGGUUUCAGAAGAGUAUCUGCGCAUGCUGCUGUCCGUUGCAAAUGAACGAUUCGAGAUCAACUCGCAGCGGACGAGCCGGUUUCGCGAGGCUUUGAAGGCGCAGUUUGAGACGGCGCCAUCUGGAAGUCAGGAGUUCGAGCCCAUGGAGGUGAGGCGAGAAAGGAUGCGGCGUGAGGGGCUACUGAGGCGGGACUUGAUGAAAGGAGACGCUGCGGCGGAACACCGGCCUGUAAAUGGCGAGUCGGACGACUAUGGCUUCUCCGGUCUACUAGCAGAACAAUGA